Rubroshorea leprosula is the source of this 1029-nucleotide messenger RNA. Lineage: Eukaryota; Viridiplantae; Streptophyta; Magnoliopsida; Malvales; Dipterocarpaceae. The record is from the annotation of a GenBank genome assembly.
CCUGCAGGUCUCUGCAAACCCCCCCACCCCCCCCGAAGAAAUCACUGAAAAAGAAGGAAAUGGGUCGGAGUCCUCGGUUCACGCAGGAUGGACUAAAUAAGGGAGCUUGGACUGCUCAUGAGGACACGAUCCUCACGGAUUAUGUCAAGGUUCAUGGCGAAGGAAAAUGGAGCAACGUGGCAAAAAAAACUGGUCUUAAGAGAUGUGGAAAGAGUUGUAGGCUCCGGUGGAUGAACUACCUGAGGCCUGAUAUAAAGAGAGGCAACAUUUCGCAUGAUGAAGAAGAAUUAAUCAUUAGACUCCAUAAGCUCUUAGGCAACAGAUGGUCCCUCAUAGCGGGAAGACUUCCAGGGAGAACGGACAAUGAAAUCAAGAAUUACUGGAAUACAACCUUGGCCAAAAAAGAAAAAGACUUUGAAUUGAAAGUAUCCAGGCCAAUCGUCAACAACAAUUAUGUUGGUAGCGAUGAUGCUUUGCAGACGGAAAAGGUCGUUGUGACAACAGUUUACCAGCCCCACCGAACCAAGUGCAGCAGCACUAAUUUUGUCUCAAUGGGACCAUCUUCCAAGAACUUGAAAAUGGAAUUCCAUAAGUCGCCGUCGUCCUUGUCCAAAGAAGAUGAUCAUAACAACGCGGGGGAUUUCAUGAUGGACUUCAACGUUGAGGAUAUCUGCAAGUUUUUGGACAUAAACGAUGACAAAGUUAGAGGGGACGGGGGCGGAGGCGGAGACGGAGACGACGACUCAUCUUUUCUCGUAAAGUUGGAGGCGGAUAUAGCAUCCUCCUCGGAAUUCCUGUCGCUGGCGUCGUUCCUUGAAUCGGCUGAGGAAUGGCCGGGAGAUGAACUGAAUAUCAGUACUCAACCCGGACGGAAAUGAAAAAUUUUUUAGUGAAUAAUAAUAAUAAUAAUAAUAAUAAUAAUAAUAAUAAUAAUAAUGUCCUGCUCAGCCAAAAAAAAAAAUAAAAAAUAAAAAGAUAAUGUCCCGCUUUGCAUCUCUCUGAUUUUGUCAAUAAAAUUUCGAAUUUUCC